GCCUCAGCCACCCCCUCCUCCUCCGCCGUCGCCACCUCUUCUUCUUCUUCUUCUUCCUCCUCCUCUAGCAGCAGCACGGGAGGUCGCGUCGAGAUUGUCAACAACCUGAACCACACGAUCUACGCCUGGUCCGUCUCCAACACGCAGGGCGAGAUGCAAACCCUCGUCCCCUCGGGCGGGACCUUCACCGAGAGCUGGCGCACCAACCCCGACGGCGGGGGUAUCUCGAUCAAGCUCUCCUCCACCCAGGAAGUGAGCAAGGUGCUGCAGUUCGAGUACACGGCGGAAACCGAGACCGUGUGGUGGGAUCUCUCGUGCAUCAACAUGGACGAGAACUCGUGGUUCACCGAGUAUGGCUUCUCCGCGGUGCCGAGCGUCGAGUCGUGCCCCUCGGCCAAGUGCGCGGCCGGCGACUCGGAUUGCUCCGAGGCGUAUCAGAAUCCCGAUGAUGUUGAUACCUUGAGUUGUUCGGCGGAGGCGGUGAUUAAGUUGGUUCUGGGGUGA
Aspergillus saccharolyticus JOP 1030-1 is the source of this 504-nucleotide messenger RNA. RefSeq names its product putative antigenic thaumatin domain protein. The annotation marks the transcript as partial. The transcript has a single exon. The record is from RefSeq and is a predicted model, not a curated record. NCBI's taxonomy places the organism in Eukaryota, Fungi, Ascomycota, Eurotiomycetes, Eurotiales, Aspergillaceae.